CAGUCUUUCAUACUGACUGCAGUCAUCAGUACGAUGCUGUUAACACUUGGAUAAACAUUUAAAUAAUUAUGGACUUCUUCAACUGGUUUUUUUCACUAAUUUUGUUCGCAAUUUUGCAUUCCAUUCAAACAACGGAGAUACUGGAAUCGUCCAAAGAUCAAUGUAUAACAUUACGAAAUAAGUAUUCUGACUCAUUGUUGCGUCUGGAUCAUUGUUUACUGGAAAAUGCAGUGCCAGUACGUGUGUGUCGUUCAUGCAUAUCAAAGUAUGUGGAAAAUAUGCAAGCAUUUCAAAAUUUGACAUUGGCCACAGAUCCAAAGGUUCCUCGUGCCCGAUGCAGCGAUCACUUUAUGAAUCAAGACACAUUGAAUGUCGUUUGGCAACGAUAUCAAAGUUCAAGAAACUUAUGGAACGAUGCGGCGUGCACAAGCUGUUUCGUUGAGCAAUGUGAUCCGGAUAAAAUAGCGGCGAAUGGAAGUAACGUCACUGCAAUUUGUCAGCUAAAUGCACAAAUGAUUGCAUUUCACAAUAGCACCGUGGAAUUACAUGCAUGUUUCAAUAAGAGCGAUUUGAAUCGUGGAGAUGUGUGUAAGGAUUGUUUGAUAGCAUUCAAUGCAAUAGACGAUAAUUACAAAAAGUUACCCGUUUCACCAAAUGGAGUUUGUUUCGAGGCUGUGGAUGAGUUCAAUCGAACCAGCAAUAUAUGGUAUGAAGGAAAACGAUGUCCUAAACCAGACGUAUUACCUAUUUCAACGGCAUGGGAAGUUGUGAUAAUUUUAAUCGCACUGCUUCUAUUUUCGGGAAUGUCUUACGGUGGAUUUUAUGCAUUUACCAUUUACCGGCAACGAGGAAGCUAUGUGGAGCAAUUGAACACGGAAGACGGAAAUGUUACACCUCCGAUCUAUUCUUGAUAUUAUUCGCUGUGAACAACAACAACAAACAAACAAACAAAACAUCUGAUUUUGUUUGAACAUAAAGUUUAGCGUAUGUGUCGCCAUCUAACCGUCGACACUCGCAUCAAAAUGAUAUUUUCGAAUGAAAUAAGCUAGUGUGUCAGAUUUUGUAUGCUUUUUUUUUUGCUAGACUCAAUGUAGCGAGAAAGAGAUAAAUAUAUAUGUUUUUUCAUUCAAUUGAACGGAGAGUACGGAGUAUGUGUGUAUAUCUUAUUCUGCCUGUUUCUUUUCCACAACUGGCUGUAUCUCACUCGUACUACAUAUAAGCGACGUAUGUGUGUGACAUGAACUUGCAUUAGAAAAAAUUCCGUAUGCAUUUCAGUGUAUGACGAAAAGUCUUGUAGAGCUCUCUCGAUAGCUAUCGUUGUGUGUCAUUAAAAAAAAGGCAGAGAAAAAAAAACAAAGUGAUUAAUUAUUUUCGUUAAAUGAUUCAAAGUGAGUCACGAAUUGUUUUAAAUUAUACCACAAUUUACACAUCAGCCGAUAGGGAGUAGUGUGCGCGGAAGUUUUUAAUUUUUCGUUCGAUUUACAUUUUUAAUCGAUGCAAAAACUGUACACCACACAAACGCUUGACAACAUUUGAGGAACAAGUGAUUAAAGCAUUAUUAUACGGAGACCAGAAAUAGAAUUGUCAAAUAGCAAAAUCUCGUUCGUUGUUUUUCUAUUUCUUUGCUGUUGUCAUUCAAGAUUGUUUGAGCUAAUUUCUUGAAGGACAUACAUCGCAUCACAUUGCACGACGCAAAACAGCAACAACAAAUUUAAAGAGGAGAAUUUAUUCAGAGGGAAACGCAUUAGAGACGCCUAAACAAAUCGUAGCAGAAGUGGCAACAGCAGCAGCAGCAGCAGCCAAAAUCGAUUUGAAUAGAUGCGAAAUAUCUAUACUAUAUACAGUUGUGUAUGAAUAUUAUCAACAAAAUUACGGUACGCAUCGAACGCAUGGAGGUUACGAAACAAGAAGAAGAAGUACAUGCGUAACCGGAAAAUUUGACGACUACAAACGGGAACAGCAGCAGCAGCAGCAGCAGCAAAGACCAACCGUAAUACAAUUUUCGUUGUGUUAUUUCUCACAGUCUGAUGAGUUCGGUGGAAUAGGAAUUGGAAUAGCACAUAGCCGAAUUUUCCGCGAUUGCGUGCCAUUUUGCCCAUCUCUUUCAGUCACAGUGAAUUGAAUUAGAGGUUCAUUCCUCUGCUGUGUUUAUUACGACGACGACUUGUACGACGGUCGGUAUUGCGUCUAAAAAAAAGCGACAGCAAAGACGACGACGACAGCAGCCAUAGUACACCAUAUUCUUACCGAAUUCGCAUUGAUUUGUUGUUGAUAUCACACUCGCACAUGUGUUGUGUGCACCGAGAUAUAAAUUUGCGAAAAAGACUCGGCUGAAAUUUCUGUGGAAAAUCCAAACUGCGUAGUUUAUUUUUGGAACGUCAAUCAUCAAGCCUGCCGCUUGAUAGUGAUUUCUUUUGUGUUUGCGUGUACCAAAACCGCAACACACUCACGCUUGCAUACCAUUCAUUUCGUAACAGUGAAAGCAUUUAGACCGAAAGAAGUCACACACACACACACACACACACACAUACAAAAUAGGAAGAAAAAGGACGAAUCAUUAUUAUUACAGCGACACAAUAGCGACAGGAGACAACAAACACACAUAAAAGAGCCAACAAUUUUCUAUAAAUAAAGUGUCAUCUCAGCUCUCAUUUGAUGUUGUUGAACAAUUUUGAACAAAAUAUUUAUAAAUACCCGGUUCGAAUAAGCAAUCAGUGCCAAAUGAUACAGAAAACUCUUGAUAUCAAUCCAAUCACAAGUUGAAUCCACACAUCUCAAUAUGAAAUUGGAACAAGUAAUUUGAAACGCAAUACGAAAUCAAAUGUGAAUAAAUCGAAUUUGGCGUACAAUUUAUUUGAAUCAGAAAAUUUGAUCAACUCAAAAUUGUGACAAUUAACAAGUAUACGACAAGUGAGGCCGAAAUUGAGAAAAUAAAUCGAAAGUAAAGCGAAUAAGCAAAUGUUAAAAUUUUCUACUUCGAUGAACGGGCAUUUAUAGAGAGAAAGAAGCGCCGACGAUACAAAGAGAAACGAGUGGUGUAGUUGGUGUAGUAAAGCGCACAUUCUGUGCGAAAAAAAAACCACACCGAAAAGAAAAUAGCCAAGAUCCAGCUAGGAAUCAUUUAAUUUCUUCGUGCGUUAAUUCACAUUCAUGUUAAACUAUCGUCUAGUGUCAACUCAUUUCCUAAAACAGCCAUAAUUUCAUUUUUCGUUCAAAUAUUCGACGAUUUUGAUAUUUUAAACGACGCCUAGCAAGCUCUAGUAAAUACGCCAAAAAUGUGCAGAGAUCGGGAUAUGCAUCCACUUGGAUAAAUUUGCAACAACAAAACAAUUUUUUCUGUCGAAAAAUAAGGAAGCAAAUAACUGUUAAGACGACAACAGACACACACACACACACGCUCACACACACCCCUUAUCUAAUUCUUAGUCACAGAGAAAAACGCAAAGUGUGAGAAAACUAAAAGCACUCAGACACACACACGCAAUCAUUCUCAAUCGAAGCGAGAAGAAGAAGAAGAAAUAAAAACAAGAAGACGAACCACGGCGUUGGAACGGACGUCCGUUUUUGAUUUCUACAUUUUUCCGUCGUGCUGUUGUGCGUGUGACGGAAAAUCCAACGAACGAAAAAAAAUUGCUUUUCUGAAAAUUGGAAAAUUUUAAAUUUAUACAAUUUCACAUCGAUUUUCGGUGUACGCCUACAGCGAUUGAUUUAUCAUCAACAUAUCUUCUGUAGCCGCACAAUAAGUAGACAUCAACGGCAAUUGAAUCGAAGAACAAACUGCCGGUUUAUUGUAGAAUUGUAGCGUUUGGCAAGCAGCGUAAAUAUUAUCGUGAUUUUGCACGCAAUAUCAUCAUCAUCAUCCCGCUUGAGUGUGAAUACGACCGAAAUUCUGUCGCAGCAAUAAGAAAAUAUUCCAGUUGACUGCAACACACACACACACACACACACACACACAGACGAUCGAACACAACGAUAUUUUGCAUUCAAUAGAUGCAACUAUCUAAUAAUAUACAUUCGGGAACCGCAAACAGCAAAAAUACACGUCAUUGCACGAAACGUUUGGAAGUCUUUAAAGGCUUGCUUGGUAAGUACGACAAGUAAUAUAGAGAAGAGAUGAAAAAUGAAGAUAUUUCAUUCUAAUUUAGAUACAGUAUGUAUGAUUUUCAAGAACCCCUCGACGCAAAAAAAAAUAAACAAGAAGAAAAAAAAGCAAACAACGACGAAAACUUGGCUGGUUUUCCGCUUUGAAUUCAAUUAAUUUAACGUAUAGUCAAAUCGAAAUCGAUUGACAGUAAUAAAACCAAUCAAAGCCUAUAAAAAGUAAUAUAUUGGAUAAAGAUCUGGCAAACAGUGAAGAAGAAAAAAAAAUGAUGUUAAUGACUGUAUUAUUAUGAGUUUGUUUUGUUGUUAAAAUUGUUUUUAUUUCUAAGAAUAAAUGUCGUUUCCAUUGAAAAGAAAUUGAUCGAUUCGAAGCACACAUGAAAAAAAGAAAAUCUGAAGAAGGAAAAACAAUCGCUUAACGAUGCGGGAGGAAAAUUCGAAAAUACACACACAACUCAAGUCAAGAUCAAACAGGUCAAACAUGAUGCUGUGAAACAAGUCAGAAUAUCAUGAACAUUUUUUUUCCUGCUCGCAAAGAUACAUCAUAUCGAACUGGAUAAAGUUUCGUAGAUACAUGCCAAAAAAAAUGAACAUUUUAUAUAGGAAGAUGAAAGUUGAUGGAUUGUUGUGCAAAUACCGAGUUCUGCUCGCCGAUUCUACGUGUUUAUUCGUCUUCAUCGGUCAGCCAGACAUUAAUCAAGUCUCGUUUUCCAAUAUUAUGUCAAGCAACGUGCUGUUUCGAAGGAAUUUUCAUUUCUUUUUUUGUUUGGUCAUUAUUGCGGAAAACAACAUUUGCUCGACAAAAUUAAUUCGUAAACAAUAUGGACGAUUUAACACCAUCUCCUAUCUCGGUCUGGCAGUGAAAGAUAUAUUAGAUACAUUCAGUUGAUAUGGCUGCUCGUAUAUCGGACAAACAAGUCAUUUCACGAAAUGAAUUGACAUCAUUAAAUGAUGUAUUUACGUGAAUUCUCCGAUAACAAGCGUGUAAAUUCCGGUGAAGAAGAAAAAUCACGUGGCCACGCUCACUUGUUCGCCAGAUUUGUUGUCAGAACAUUAGAGUCUAACGAUUUAGACACACGCUCGAAAUUCUCUAAGUCAUCGUUGUGUGUCGCGAACGCACGUCUAGCGAUUUUAAAACGCGCGACAUUGCAAAAUUACAUCAUCGCCCGAUCGCCAACCAAAAUAAGCAGUUGCUUAUUAUAGCCCAGCUAUUUUAACGCCAAAGUGAAUGGAAUCACGUGAGGUGAGCGUUUUUUUUUUCGAGAAGAAAAAAAAACUCUGCGAAAUAUUUGCGACCGCAAAUCGUUUUUUCAAGAAAUAUUUUUUUCAUUCGCCUUCUUCGCAUUCCCCUUUCUUUUGCCAAAUGCGAACUAAAUGUAAGAGAUCGUAAAAUUUUCCACUGUUUCUUUUUUACUGUACAUUUUAAAUUUAGCUCAUGCGUUGUUUUGUAUUGUUUCGAUUCUAAAGCCGCUUCGUUCAAUCAAGUCACCGAAAUACAACGAUUUAUUGUUUGAACCCUCUUGUCACAUGUGAAAUUACAAAUUUCAAUAGGCAAACACUCUCAAGAAAACCAAUUAUGAAUUCACGAUGCCAUAUGUUGCUUUGCACAAUACACAAAAGUAGAAGCAACGAAAAAAAAAAAUGGCAGAUGAAAUUACAUGUUAUUGAGAACGCAAGCGAUGCAAAAAAGAAACUGAGUGUAGUUCGUUUCAAGGUCAUGUGCGCUCGGCUUGAAUUUGGUGGUGAAAAAUAAUGUGCUUGCUCUGUCGAAAGAAAAAAAUCUAAAGCGAAUGCUAUUUGUCUUAUGACACACAUCAAAUCGAAUCGUUAGAUUUCCGGUUUUUGAAGCAGCAACAACAGCAACAUGGGCAAAACCGGUGAUCUCUCUGCAGGCAAGUACAUGCGAAUCCCAUUCGUACCAUCAAUCUUUCAGAAGCGAAUACAACACACAAAAAACAUAGAAUAGAGAAACUCCAUUUAAGUAUAUCGUCGAUUUGCUGUUAGCAACAAAAUGACAACAUUUUACCGAAUGUCAAUGAAUAUUAGCUUUUAUAUGAUACUAAUGGUUGGAGAUUUUGCGAUAAUGCAAACAGAACAGAUAAAAAAGAUGCCAAAAUCAAAUGGUUUGGCAAUCGAAAAAUCGUCUAUUAAAACAACAUGAAAUCGGGACAAUUAAAGCAUUUUGAAAUAGCGAGAGAGAGACAGACAGAGAAAGAGAGAGAGAGAGAGAGAGAGAGAGAUAAAAACGGCAGCAAAAUCAAUAUCGAUCGGAAAUGCAAAUUGCAUUUUCGAAUUUAUCCGCAUUGAUUUUUGUGUAUGUGCAUUGUGCAAGCGGUCGGCGCGCCCGCGCUCGUGAUAGAGAGAACAAGGAAAUUUGAGGAUAGGAAAAUGAUGCAGUUGAUUAAGUCAAUUGCAUUGAACAAAAUAGAGAACGGAGAGAGUGAGAGAGAGAGAGAGAGAGGCGGCUAAAUAUAUAAAUUAACAGUUGAACGAAACGUGUUAUUAAAAGCGUUGCACUGUUAUUUCCAGUUUGAUUGAAUCCGUAUGAUUUCAGUCGUCAAUCAGACAAUUAUUAUCAAAAUGCCUACACUCGGGCCCCAUGUGUGUGUGUCUGUGUGAGAGCAUUUACUUCAAACGAUGCCGUUCGUCCGUAAAUUGAUCACACAGUCUCAUGCUCAUUAGAUUGUAAUUAGUAAAAUCGAACGAACAAAAACAGCGGAAAAAGAACGGAGCACUUUGGGAUUGGUAGACAAAGGCAGAAAUUAGAUGAAAAAACUAAAUUACGGCAUACAUUUCGAUGUAGUUGUGAACGUGUAAACGAAACAUGUACUGCACACACUUUGCACAUGCAAAAGGGAAGUUAAUGUAUGGGCCUGUGUUGCUUGUGUUUGAACGUGCCCAAACAUGCAUAAGCCAUUGAAGUCCGUCUUUUGCUGUUCGUUUUUCUUCCAGUUUUCUAUCGGCGUUACCGAUUUCAUUCCCAAUUCUUCUGGUUCGCCGUUUCUCCUUCUCUGUCACACUCUUGCGCUCUGUGAAUGGGAUACAUUGCCGCUGUAUUUGUAUUUACACAUACGCGCACCACAUACACCACAUACGCCACACUCAGCAGUUGUACUCAGCACAGCAAGUGUUUACACCGAAAUUAUUUUCCAAUAGCUUCGCUCGACACACGAUGUAUGCCAUGCACAGCAGUUGCUGUUUUGCUAUUGUUACAUUCAGUCGUAUGGAAUUCGACAACGUUCUCGCCGAGCAAAUGAGAUAGAAACAGAGCGAAAACAAGAAACUUAAGACACAAAUUUAAAAAAAAGUGACUAAAAUACUCCAAGUAUCUAAAAAAGCAAUAAAAUAGAAUUUAAAAACGAAUCGUCACCAAGUGAAAAGUGUGACUAUUCCCACUUAUUGUCAAUCAUCCUAGUUGAUUGCAAUUAAUAAUUUUCGGUUCAAAUCACAUAUUGAGUCGGUGGCGGUAAAUUAAGUGUUCCGUUAAGAGCGAGUGGAAAAAAACGCCAUUCAAAGUCGAAAUUGGUGUGCGUGUGUCAAUUAGAAAUAGAGUGCGUGAAUCGUGUGCUUCCUUCAUACCAGUGGCCCAUUGAAAUAAGUGCGCUUUCACACAAAAAUGAUAAAUGUGGUUAAUGUUCGAACGGAAUUAAUUGUUUGUGGUUUUGCUGUAAUUUUACAAUUUUUCUUGGCUAAAUUGAAUUUUUGAGUUGCAUUACUUGAACACGACAUGCCAACCGCCCACUGGUCCACUUGACUCGAAUCACAGAGCGAUCAGAACAAGUGUGAAGAAGAAUCUGGAAGCAUCCAUAUUAGUGAAACAACCAAAACCAAUCAAUCGAAAUUCUCAUCGUGGAAUUUUCCAUUUCGAAGUGUCGAAAGACAUCGAGAGAGAGAGAGAGAGAGUGCUUUAAUCACAUUUUGUUUUUUUUUCUCCAUUAUUCGAUUGUUUUAUUUUCGUACCGACGCCUACGAAAAUGAUUAAGGGCAUUUUUAUGAAGUAUUUUGCAACGCCGAAGCCAUAUCAUUCAGAUUCAAUUCGAUUCGAUGUUGAUGAUAAUGAUGCGAAUGAAAUAAAGUGCGGCAUGCGAAAUCCAUCCACGAGAGGUAAGAGCGAUGAUUUGAGUUGUUUGACCAGCUCAUCGACGUCAUCGCGCGAUCAAAGCAAUGCUAAGUAUCCCGGCAUACUGGUUGAUUCGGACAACAAUUCAGCGAAAUUCACCUCAACUUAUCUACCGCAAGUGAUCGAUCCACAAGAAUGGCAAAAUCAUGCAUCGGACCAACAGCAAAAUGGUUCGCGAAAACGAAAAGAGCGUCAAGAUUCGACGUCGUCAAUAACACAGGAUCGAAAAUUGGUGCGAUCGAAUAGUGAAGAAUAUUUGCCAAAUAUUGACGCGUACGAAGUGAUUCGUCGAGUAUCGUCACACGAAGAAAUUAAACAGCCGCAGCAAUGCAAUGAAAACGAUGGUGUAUCCACACCAUUGCUGCAAUCAAAGCAGGCGCCCGACGAUAAUGAUGAUGACUACGAUGACGUCAACGACGACGAUGAUGAUGAUGACGAUGGCAAUGAUGAGUGCAUUAUGAACAAUAGACGUAGGUCGUAUCAUUUAGCAAACGACAACGUGUCAUCAUCGAGCAAAUCGGCCAAUAACGAGGUACAGGAAAUAUUGCGAGAAGCAUAUCGUCGAUCCGAAACCAGCCCAGCACGAUCACGUACAUUCGAUUUUUCCCACAAAUUACGCGUCUCACCCAGUCGACGAGAUCACACCAUUAAUCAUUGUCACAGCAACGACGAUGCACUGGCCGCCGAUAACAUGCACGAUCGGCGAAGCAGUGAACGUUUUUGUAAGGCGCGCGCAGCACAAGGAUUUCGUAAGUCAUCGUCAAGCAAAAAAUCAUCAUCAUCUGCAGCAGCAGCAGCUGCAGUGGCACCAUUGCCGGCAUCAUUGAUUCGACAGUCGAGUUCAACGGACAGUGAACAGAAUGAAAUCGCCUAUAAAUACGACAUAACCGCCAUGAAAUCAGAGCGAAGAGGUUUUACCAGCACAAAGGCUGCGACUGCUGCUACAACUGCCGCAGAGGCGGCUGCUGAUUACAAACAACAAUCGGAUGUGGAUUCAUCGGUAUCGAGCGAAUGCGGCGGUCUGGGCGAUGACUACUACAACGAUCUAUCGUCUUCAUUUUCCGAUCACAAUGACAAUAACGAUUACACCGAUUUUAUGCCAAUAUCACCAUCGACGGCCCUCAAGUCAUCAUCUGUAAUUUCCAACACCACCAAUAACACCACAACAUCGAGACACGAAUCAUCACUGCCAUGGGAUUAUACGCGGCGCGAAGACGAUGUUCCCGUGAAAAGUCAACGCUUUGCCGAGAAUAAAUUCGAUUAUGUCAACAAUACGCGAGAUAUCGAUAUGAAGCUACGGAAUGAAUCGUUUAUCGGACACUCGACGAUUCCGCACUUUGCAAAGGGUGAAUCCAAUCUAAUAAAACCACGUGAUUUAUUGAAAAGCAGCCCAUUGCCACACACUGUAUACCACACCACGCCCGAUGAAAAGCUCAAGCAAAUCAACAAGCGGCUGGUUGCAUUGAAAAAACGUGUCGCCGCGUUUGAGGAAAAUUUCGAAAUGGAAAAUGGAUAUCGGCCAUCACUUUCGAUCAAAUUGAACGAACGCUAUGUGAAAAAUGCACUAGCCGAAAUACAUAAACUGCGCAAAGAGAAGCAAGUACUCAAAGCGGAUCCAAUGGUUGGCAUGGGCUACAACAAGAGCGGCAACAAUUCACUGAACGCUACCAAUGAUAACAAAGUUCAGAAGAUGAAAGACACCAUUGCUGAAAUUGAAAAGCGCUUACAAGUCAAACGCGCCGAAGAAGAUCGACCGGGAGUUUUGGAAGAAAUGACUGCCGAUCAAUUGGUACAGGAGAAGACAGCCGUGCAACGAGCAUUACUCUACUUGGAAUCACUGUACGGGCGACCGAUAACGCGUGAUGAACGUGACGCAGCUCGGCUACUCUACAAUCGAUAUCGUGUGAUCAAACGAUUGGUGAAUCGGAGCGUAUCGAUUUCGGGUUCGGGUGUCAGUAAUCCAUCCGAAUUGCCCACAAUUCUUGAGCACGAAGCGAUGGCAUUUACUGUGGCCGCAAUAUCACUAACACCACCACCAUCUGACAAUGAGAUGCAAUCGGGCAGUGGUAGUGGUGGUGCUGGCUUUGUCGAUUCAUCGACCGAUUCCACCGACACAUCAAGUUCGAUCAAUGAAAAUGUUCAUGAAAUGUCCUUGGAUGGCCUCACCCGAAACCUAGAGAUUGUUCGCGACGAAAAGAAGAAAUUGCGACGCACCAUCAAGGAAUUCGAAGAAGUGUUUGAAGAGCAAAAUGGCCGAAAGAUGCUAAAAUCCGAUCGUACUGUUAUCGAAGAAACGUACGCAUUGUACAAACAGAAAAAAGCCAAAUUACGGCUGCUUGACGCACUCGUUCGCAAGCAGCUCACUCAUUAGAUGUUGUUUACCUCUUUUCCUCGUUUUUUUUUUGAAGAUAAGAAAACAAAUCAGAAAUUCAACAAGAGAAUAAAUCGCUUGGCUUUAGAUCUACACAACGUGAAUUUACGUACGAAUCGGAGAUGGAAUAUAAAAACCGAACAAAACAUUAACAAAGCGCAAUCAAUAAAUCGAUUGUAGUCAUUUCGGUUAUUUUUCUUUUCAAUUUGAUUUUUUUUAGGCUAAUCGGUCGAUUUAUCACUUGACUUUAGUUAUUAUUAUAGUGUCGAAUUGCUAACUAGCGCAGAAAAAUCGCACCAGACACAUAUAGAUCUAUAUAUAUAUGUAGAGAUACAGAGAAGAGCAAACAAAUCAUUACAAAAAUGAAGUACAAUGUUAAAAUAAUCAAUUUAAAAAAACAGAAGAAAACUAAUGAGUCAAUAUUUAAGGAUUUGUUGUGAAACUAUCGUUAAACAAAAGAGACAAACAAAAAAUAAACACACACACACAAGCAUACUCAUUGGAUAUGGAUGGAAUAUAUAAGAAAUGAGGAAAACAACUGUGGAAAAAAAAUAGGGAAAGAUUGGAAAUACGUAGCCUUUUUAAGUAAAACACACACACGCAGAGGACAACGCGCUAACUUUGAAACCUGGUGCUAUUUCCCCACCAUGCGCAGACGAUCAGGAGAAAUUGAAAACGAAGUCAUAAGAAUUGAGUUUAUCACUUUCGAUGAUAAACAUAUUCAUAUCUACACUUCAAACAAUCAGUAUAUGAACUGAUACUGCUGAUCAAAUAUUUUUGCCCAAUUUUUACUUCAUUUUUACUCUUUUCUUUCCUUCUUGUCAGAAGACUGAAUUAUUUGUCUUUGGAAUUUAUUUAUAUAUGGACCUUGACAAAAACUAACAAAAAAAACACUUGUAAUAACUAAUUUACUUAUCGAAAUUUUGAUGAAAACAUUUUUUGUUUGUUUGUGUGCAAUUGGCCAAACAUUGAUAUAAACAAUUCUGAUUCAUAUCUAAUGACACAGACACAGAGUUUGGACGGCAUUUGCAUUGCUCCUAUAAUUUUGUAUAUAGGUACUAUAAAUAAUAAACGUAAAAAAACAUAAAUAAAAUGUGCCCACAAAACAAAUCCACACACACGCUGACAUUUGAGUGUAUGGUGAGAGAAAUCUCUUUAUUUUGCUGAAUUCUUUUCUGCUUGUUUUUCAUUUGAAAUUAAUAAAAAAAAAAGAAUUUUCGGCGUUGGGCAUUCAACAUGUGUGACGACGACGAUAUGUACGUACAAGCUGAUGAAUAAAAUGUAACAAGUAGGAUCAACUGUGAUAGUUUGACUUAUUAUUCUAUUGAUUUCAUUUUAAUUUGGAGAACAACAUUUAUGUCACAUCAAAUUUGAGUUUUUCCGAUUUUUUUUUUUCAUUUUAUCAGAAUUUUCAGUUGAAAAAAUUGGAAUUUUUAGUUCAAAAAUUUUCAACGGUAGAAAUCAAUUGAUCCGAGCAGAAAAAAAACUCUCGAUGAAAUAUGAAUAUUGGUUAGUUAAUUUUUUCUGUUUGCGCAAUUAACUGCAAUUUCAAAUACUUCCCCGUUGCCCAUCUAGUGUUUAACCAAAAAAAAAAAUGCGAUUCUUUUUCCCUUCAACGACAUAUGUCGAUGCAGCCAAAAAAUAUUCGAUCGUCGUCGAUGCUUGAAAUGGUCUUCAUCGGUCUUGUGUGAAUGAAAGGCGAAAUGAAAGGCAAACAAGAUGUGUAGAGCAGAGAUCGAAACCAAAUCAAACCGAAUAUUUGGUUUGAGUGUGUGAACAAACCAAACCAUUCGGUACGUUCUGAAAAAUGGUUUGUAUGGCACACAGAAACGUUUAUGCUCACGUGUAUUAGUAUACAAUACUAACACAGUGACAACACGCUUGAACGUUGCUCAUACAAACUAUUCUCAGAACGUUUCGCUUGAUAUGGUUUGCUGCGAUGAACAGAGAGCAAAGCAGUAAAACCGUUCCAAAAUCGGUUUGUAUGAGAAACGUCAAACCGUUUUCGAUCCCUGGUGUAGAGAGAUAGGGGAUAGAAUGAACAAGAACAAACAAACAAAAUUCAUCAUUACUUACGUUUUUCUCAACGCUUUUAUAUUUUUCUACUUGAAUUAGCAGUGAUGUUGAAAAUGAAAAAAACAAACAACAACAACAACUAGAACACUGAACAGAACCGACAGAGAAAAGGGUGUGUGUUUCGAGCAUAUUAAUAGUAUAAUAUAGAAAAGAGAACGCAAGUCUGCAAAUUUGAAUCAAAAAUUUAUUAAGAAGCAUACCAAAUAGGAAUGUAUUGUGAGAAGCAUCGUAUAAGCACUUUGACGGAAUGUCGAACAAAAUUUUCGGUUGGGCCACCAGCACAACACUACCAAUUCGAACUGAAUUGAGAAAAUAUGUGUAAUUGAGAUGGACAAAUAGAUUUUUUUCUAGCGACGCAUCUAUUUUUUUGGUUUUUACUCACUUCCUGUAUCGUCACAUUUACAUUGAUAUACUGAUGAUAGUGUGCCGCAAAUGAGCGAUGAUGGAAAUGGAUUUUGUUUUUUACAUUCUGUAAUCCUAUUUUAAAAAUAUGAAAAAAAAAAAUCACAGUUUUCCUCCCAAUUUUCGUGAUAAGAAUUCUUUUUUGAUGAGUUACUUUCAUUUUAACGAAACGCAUUUGAAUGAAAUGUAUUCAACUACUAAGUUUAGAGGUUGACUGGCGCAAUCGGAAUAAUGAUGGCAUUGCCGCGAUAGCACAGCCUCAAGAAAUUCUAUUAAUUUUAUUGGAAUGGGAGACACACAGACAAACACAUACACACACUUAAUGUCGUUUGUCCAUUGUUUAUAAUUAUUAUUAUUGUAGAGUUUUUUAUUUUUACAUUCAACGAGCAUGUUACUUAUGUCAAACGUAUCCCAAGAUUUAACAACAACAACAAAAAAGAUAUUUAUCGCAUACAUUAAUACAUAAUUUCAGUAUUAUAUUAAUUAAAUGAACAUGAAAAUGAAGAAAAUGUGUAACAAACAAUGAGAAUUACUGUUGAAUAAAAUAUAUUUUAACUUGUACUUACA
Messenger RNA from Sitodiplosis mosellana (orange wheat blossom midge), 13637 nucleotides. RefSeq lists its product as uncharacterized. Lineage: Eukaryota; Metazoa; Arthropoda; Insecta; Diptera; Cecidomyiidae. The record is from RefSeq and is a predicted model, not a curated record. The transcript is spliced from 8 exons. The coding region runs from base 8076 to 10592 and encodes 838 amino acids.